AUGUUAUGUGCUUCAAGUCAGAGGAAUUCACAGAAUUUUGUGCUUGAGUUAUGGAAUUACUAUGUCAUAUUCCUCGCCAUAUCCCCACAGGGCAAUGGCCAAGAAGAAUCAAGUAAUAAAAGUCUCCUGAACAUCAUUAAGAAGAUUCUUGAACAAAACAAGAGAUCUUGGGAUAAAAAGCUCAAGCUAGCUUUAUGGGCAAAUAGAAUUACUGUGAAGAAGGCCAUUGGUACAUCUCCAUUUGAACUGGUGUAUGGAAUACAGACCAGAGUACCUGUAAACAAUCUUCUCCCUGUAUACAAGUUCUUGCAAGAUGAAGAGUUGGAAUUGUCAGAACCCAUGGAGGAUAGAAUGAUCCAAUUGGUAGAAUUAGAAGAAAUGAGAACUUUGGCUCAUAAAAGAAAUCUGAAAAUCCAAUUGCAGUCAAAAUAUCUCUUUGAUAAAAGAGCUACAACCAAAAAGUUCCAAAUUGGUGAUAUGGUUCUUUAG
Cryptomeria japonica (Japanese cedar) is the source of this 489-nucleotide messenger RNA. RefSeq lists its product as uncharacterized. Lineage: Eukaryota; Viridiplantae; Streptophyta; Pinopsida; Cupressales; Cupressaceae. Gene Ontology annotation, molecular function: nucleic acid binding. The coding region runs from base 1 to 489 and encodes 162 amino acids. The record is from RefSeq and is a predicted model, not a curated record. The transcript has a single exon.